This is a messenger RNA of Chara braunii, 1905 nucleotides long. Lineage: Eukaryota; Viridiplantae; Streptophyta; Charophyceae; Charales; Characeae. The record is from the annotation of a GenBank genome assembly.
UCGGUUCGGUUUUCUCUGUCCUUGUGUGUGUGUGUGUGUGUGUGUGUGUGUGUGUGUGUGUGUGUGUGAGAGAGAGAGAGAGAGAGAGAGAGAGAGAGAGAGAGAGAGAGAGAGNGUGUGUGUGUGUGUGUGUGUGUGAGAGAGAGAGAGAGAGAGAGAGAGAGAGAGAGAGAGAGAGAGAGAGAGAGAGAGAGAGAGAGAGAGAUGGCGAGAAGGGGUUUGACGAUGGAGGGUGCAAGGGGGUUGUGGUCGAAUAGGAUUGCAGAGUCGGAUCUGAGGCCCGGGGACCACAUCUACUCGUGGAGGAACGGUUAUAUGUAUGCUCAUCAUGGGAUAUACGAGGGGAAGCAGCAAGUGAUCCACUUCACGGACGGUUCUGAGGAGGUUGCGAUGCGCAGCGUCUGGCUGUUUCUGCGCGGAAUGUCGUCCCUACCCCCUGUGGCGGAACACUGCCCCUGCGCGUCUUGCAGCGCGGCGUUCAAGUCUCGAGUCCACAGCGGCAACGGCGUCAUCCGGUCUUGUUUGACUUGUUUCUUGGCCGGUGGCAAUCUCUACCGCUUCCAGUACUCCGUCAACGCGUUGACUUUCUUGGGCAAGCUGCGAGGCGGCACCUGCACCAUGGCCACAGACGACCCACCAUCGCUGACCCUUCAUCGAUCUCGCUAUCUUCUCGAUCACGGCUUCGGCGACUACGACGUGUUCUGCAACAACUGUGAGGAUUUCGCAAUCUAUUGCAAGACAGGCUUGUUGAUGACGAAGGCGGACGUGGGGAGGAGCAAUCAAGCGGCGUCGGCGGGGCUCGUUCCCGCGUCUUUCCUCUUGGCAGUACCGGGGAGAAUUUUGACAGCCAGUCCGCUGGGAUCGGCGGCGGUGGCAGUCGGGAUGUACUUUUGGGGGCGCUACGCUGUUGAUGUCGGUGUGCGGCAGGACGUGAUAAGAGUGGAAGUGGAGGAGUUUGUGGAGCAUCUGCGCGCGGGGAGGGGGAGGGGGAGGGAGAGGGGGGAAAGCGGGAGCGCAUCAUGUGGUGGUGAUCGGAUAACAACUGCUUCUGUUGCUGCGAUUGAAGCGGCGGCGACGGCGACGGCGGCGGCGGUGGAACCGGGGUCGGUGGCGGCGGCCGUAGCUAACGAUAUUGCCGCCGCUGCCGCCGCCGCUGCCGCCGCCGCCGGUGGUGACGAUGAUGGUGAUGGUGAUCAUGGUGAUGGUACUCGACGAUCGGAUGGGUUAGCGGCCGCCGACUACUUGCGCGCGGGAAGGAGAAUGACGGAGUACUUGAUUGGGUAUCUGGAGCGAAGAAGAAGAAACUCCAGUACGUUUCAAAUGGAGGGGGGAGGGAGAGUGGAGGGGAUGCUGGAGGGAGCGGGGGUAGAAGUGAGAGAGCUGGAGGGGGCGAUGGCGAGGCUUAUCGAUGUUGAGAAUCUGGCGGCGGCGGAGUCGAAGCACGCGGAGGGAGAAGCGGAGGAGGAUGGGCAGGCGGAGGCGGAAGGGGACGCCAGGGGGAAAACGAAGCCUGCGGACUCGGUCAUGCGCGAUGACGGAGUUACCGUGAAGUUCGUCAAGUCGAAAUGACGGCAAGGAAAAAAAGAAAAAGAAAAAGAAAAAGAAAAAACGAUGUGGGGAGGUCAUCUAAUCUGGAGUUUGCCUUGACGCAUUGACGGAGAUUUUAGUGACGUUAUCGACAUUACUGUGGGUUGAGGGCUCUGCUUGAAGGAACAACAUAGGCGAUCGAUUGCGAAGAAGUGCAGCCAUGGCCGCAAAGUGAUUGGAUUGGAGACGUUGGACAAUAAUUACUGCAUCGUAUUGCCGACUGAGCUCAUCUGAUUGAACGAGAAGUGGAAAUCAUGAUUAAGAGCGGUAAACAUUGCGCGCCGAGCGUCGGUCGAUCAAUCAACGCUGCUAAGGCUG